AUGGAGGCCUUCAAAUCAUCGCCGUCUUUAAAGACGGAGCCGGAUAAUGAUGAAUAUAGUCAAGGCUCCACGAAAACCCCUAAUCGCCGUCAAUCGCGACCCAGCCUCGAAAAGAACAUGGACGAACGAAUCUCGACCAUACGCGUAGCCAUUAUCGGCGGUGGCCUGGCUGGAGCGGUCCUUGCCCGUGGGCUCCUACGCUACUCCCAUAUAGCAGUGGACUUGUACGAGGCUCGUCCGUCAUGCAGAGAAGAGCGGCCAAGCAUGGAUCUGAGUCCGCUCUCGCAGGUCAUUCUCCAUGCCAUUGACCCAUCCAUGGACGAUUGUCUCGGUCGUGCUGGUGCUGUAUACACGACCUCGGAAGUACGCAUAGCUACGGGGUCCCUCGCCGGGCAACGACUACACGUCAACGACCAAUUCACCAAUGGCAACAGAACUGUAGGGCGCCAGGCCCUCCUUUCCGAAAUCUUGUCUGGCAUUCCCCCGCGCAUGGUUCACCUCAACGCCAAAGUCACUUCCAUCUCCCAGUCAUCGCCGGGUCCCGGCCUUACUCUCGCGUUCUCGGACGGAUCCCAGAAGAAGUAUGAUGUAGUCAUUGGUGCCGACGGGGUCCGCGGCCUGACACGAAACUACAUCGUCGGUCCCGACGACCCAACGCAAACUCCAAAGCCGUCAGGUCUUUGGACUCUUCCUAUCAAGGUGCCCACAGACAAAGCUAGACAAAUGAUUGAGUCCGAGGUGCUGGAUCCGAGAAAUCCACGACAGAUCACAUGGGUCGGAGACGGCACAAUGAUGCAGCACGGUCUCAUGAGCAACGGAAGAGAGGUGCAAGUUACCACGGCUGCAAUCCACCAAGGUUCCACAGAAGAGUCUUCGUCGUGGGUCAAGCUAUUCACACCAAGCGAGUACCAGCAGAUCUUCUCGAGCAGUCAAAGUUUGCCCUGCCAAGGGAUAGUCAAGCUGGUCCAAAGUAUAUACACAAUUUCCAUUGCAGCCUUUUGUCACAUGCAGUACCUACCGACUCGAACCUAUGCUUCCCGCAACGCCUGCCUCAUUGACGGCGCCGCCCACGGCAGCUCCUCGUCCGCCUCUCUCUACUGCCCCUCGAACACCGCCCUGGAGGAGGCGCUGAUCCUGUCGACGCUGCUGGGCCGGACAACGUCGCGCGCACAUGUGGCCGCGGCCCUGCGCGCGUACGACGAGGUCUGCCGGCCGCGGGCCGAGCUGGUGAUGCGCACCUCGGCCGAUAUUGGCAUGUUGCUGAGCGGUUGCGGCCCUGGCGUCGGACUCGACCCCGGUCGGCUGGCCGAGGCGUUGGAGCAGGCCUUUGGCAUGAUUGAGGGCCUGGAUAUCAAGGCUUACUGCAUCAUGGCGAUUGAGAUUAUGGAUCGUUUGUCGCAUGCGAAGUUUCAUUGA
Pestalotiopsis fici W106-1 is the source of this 1416-nucleotide messenger RNA. RefSeq lists its product as uncharacterized. Bases 1 to 1416 code for a protein of 471 amino acids. NCBI's taxonomy places the organism in Eukaryota, Fungi, Ascomycota, Sordariomycetes, Amphisphaeriales, Sporocadaceae. The record is from RefSeq and is a predicted model, not a curated record. The transcript has 2 exons. Gene Ontology annotation, biological process: secondary metabolite biosynthetic process.